GAGAAUGGUGCAAACAAGGAGCAACGUCCCCACCACCAGCCACGUCGUUGGCGAGGAGAACGCGCCGGGCAGCGGCAAUGGUACGGGCGGCAUCGGGAUUGGAGAAGGUCAAUAAACUUCUAGGCGACCGCUCUUCGAUGGGACUAACUACAAGUAUUGGAAAGAGCGGAUGAGAAUCUUUAUCCGCUCAACCAACUUCCAAUUGUGGUUGGUCAUCAAGAAUGGCGAAGAGACGCCAAUGAAAAAGGUUGGGGAGACACUUGUCCCAAAGACCGAGGAUGAAUUUGAUGCCGAAGACAUCAAGAGAGUAGAGAACUACGCAAAGGCUAUUAACAUGCUUUACUGUGCGGUCAACCCCGACGAUUAUCGUAAGAUCUCCUGCUGCACAACCGCUAUGUGGGACAAACUUGAGGUAACAUACGAAGGUACGGACCAAGUUCGAGAAGCCAAAAUUAACUUCCUCACGCAGGAGUACGAGAUGUUCAGGAUGAAAGAAGGCGAGAAGAUCGACGACAUGUUCGAUCGCUUCUCGAACAUCAUCAAUGAUCUUCAUGCCCUCAAGAAGACGUACGCCAACAAGGACCUCGUGAGGAAAAGCCUGCGGAGCCUCACUCCCGAAUGGAGAUCAAAGGCCGACGCCAUCUAUGAAUCCAUUGAAGUCUCCAACGUCACCAUCGACGGAUUAAGUUGAAUCUUAAAACUUAUGAAUCUACUAUUCUAACCCCGUCUUUGGAUGAACAAAAGAAGAAGGGGAUAGCGCUCAAAGCAACCAAGGAAACGGUUGAAGAGGAAUCAAGUGAUGAAAACAACAAGUUUGGCCUCAUCAUCAAGAAAUUCAACAAAUUUAU
Molecule: messenger RNA, 848 nt
Organism: Cuscuta campestris
Lineage: Eukaryota; Viridiplantae; Streptophyta; Magnoliopsida; Solanales; Convolvulaceae
Source: the annotation of a GenBank genome assembly